Molecule: messenger RNA, 762 nt
Organism: Nerophis lumbriciformis (worm pipefish)
Lineage: Eukaryota; Metazoa; Chordata; Actinopteri; Syngnathiformes; Syngnathidae
Source: RefSeq, a predicted model, not a curated record
AUGUCGUCUGCUUAUAAAGAUGGCGAGGAUUGGCUGACCGUCUGUCUCAAGUACCUGCUGUUUGUCUUCAAUUCGCUCUUUUGGGUGGGAGGUGCCGCCGUCUUGGGGGUGGGCGUGUGGACGGUGGUGGAGAAGAGCGAGUUCCUCAGCCUGCUGGCGUCCAGCACCUUCGCCGUCUCCGCCUACAUCCUCAUCCUGGCAGGUGGCCUGGUGGUGCUCACGGGCUUUCUGGGCUGCUGCGCCGUCAUCCGAGAGCAGAGGAGCUGCCUCUCAACGUAUUUCUUCUGCCUGCUGUUGAUCUUCCUCAUUGAACUGGUGGCUGGAGUUUUGGCGUACGUCUAUUACCAGAGGCUGAGCGAAGAGCUGAAGCAGCAUCUCAAGCAGACCAUGACCGACAACUACGCCCAACCGGGGAAGGAGGCCAUCACGUUGGCGGUGGACAAACUACAACAGGACUUCAAGUGCUGCGGCAGUGACAGCUACCAAGAUUGGAUGAGCAGCGUAUACAUCUCAUCCAAGCGCGCUGACGGCCGGCUAGUGCCCGACAGCUGCUGUAAGUCGGUCACGCCGGACUGCGGCUUACGGGAUCACCCGUCCAACAUCUACAAUGUGGAGGGUGGCUGCAUUACUAAACUGGAGCAGUUCCUGGCUGACCAUCUGUUAAUCAUCGGUGCUGUGGGGAUUGGAGUGGCCUGUCUGCAGAUCUGUGGGAUGGUGCUCACCUGCUGCUUGUACAGAAGGAUCAAGAUGGAGCCUUACUGA